Molecule: messenger RNA, 869 nt
Organism: Drosophila innubila
Lineage: Eukaryota; Metazoa; Arthropoda; Insecta; Diptera; Drosophilidae
Product: chymotrypsin-1
Exons: 2
Coding region: 13-849 (278 amino acids)
Biological process (GO): proteolysis
Molecular function (GO): serine-type endopeptidase activity
Source: RefSeq, a predicted model, not a curated record
CGAGCUGACAAAAUGCCAUUAAAAUAUCAACAUUUAAUUGAGAUUUGCCUUGUGGUCUGUCUCUGUUUGGGCUUAGUGAGAGCAGAGGAUGCUGAUCUGGACGCACUCCGCAUCAAUGGUGGCCAGUUGAUGAACAAUACGGUGCCGUUUCAGGUGUCGCUGCAGAUGCAACGCCGCGGCGGCUGGCGGCACUUUUGCAGCGGCUCCAUAAUCAGUGAGCUGCAUGUGUUGACUGCGGCCCAUUGUGUGGAAAAGAUGAAGGUGGAGGAUCUGAGCGUUUUGGGUGGCACACUCAACUGGAAGUCAGGUGGCAAGCGGCACAAGAUUGUGGGGAAACACGUGCAUCCCGGAUACGCAAUGACGCCACGGAUUAUCAAUGACAUUGCAGUGUUAAAGGUCAGUCCGCCGUUUGGACUGCAUCUCGCCGAGAUUGGCACCAUACCCAUGGGUGGCUCUGAUCGCAUUGGCGGCAAAGUGCCUGUCCGUCUCACCGGCUGGGGAUCCACAACGCCAAGCAGCUCGGGGGCCAAGGUGCCGGAUCGGCUGCAGGUGCUUGACUAUCAGACCAUCUCGAAUGGGGAAUGCGCACAGAAAGGUUUUCGCGUCACACCCAAUGAGAUCUGUGCAUUGGCAGCACAUGGCCAAGGAGCCUGCAUGGGUGAUUCGGGUGGGCCAUUGAUCUUGUCAAGCGGCCCACAGAAACUGGCUGGAAUUGUGUCCUAUGGUAGCGCCACCUGUGCCCAGGGCAAGCCCGAUGUCUAUACGCGCGUCUCUAGUUUUCUGCCCUAUAUAAACAAAAUCCUUAACCAGGACUUGACCCGACAACCCCAGCAAACCGAGCAAAACUAAUAAAUUCUUUGCGCCUUCAA